UCGGUAAGCGACUGUAUAAAAUGGGAUAUAUCUAGAUUUGUCCUAAGUGUCGGCGAAGGGCGGUUGGGGUGGACGAAAACGUUGUGCAGGCUAUGAGAAGGUGGCGUCUAAUAGCCCGCCAACAGCCAGGAAAAGAUGAUCUUCGUUUCCAUGCGCAUCGAUGACGGCCGUAGGAUUUUUGGAUGACAGCAACGGGUGUGGUCUUUUAUUAUUCGGGAGAGGGGCAUGGUUGAAUUAAGUAAUUUUGUUUACUUUUCUCGUGUUGUAUAUAUGUGCGUCCCUUCACAAAGAAUUUAAUGCCAAUUCGGCUAGGUAAUGAAUAGAGAGAGGCCUUGAUGUGUACCGUUUCAGCUCGGCAUGUCACUAAUUGGAAGAUUGAAUCAUGCCGGAUACUGGCUGCCGUAGACCAAGAUGGAGGGAGCACAUCGUUGCUUCACAACUGUUGUAGGCCGCUUAUUCAUCGCCUGACCACCAUCACUAUGCACAUUCAAAGUUUGGUGGACAGCGGCUCACCUCCCUCAAAACUGGGUGAAUUCUACUCGGCAAUUCUGCAACUUGGACAAACUUGCAAUGAUUUUGCGAUUUCUUGCGUUAGCGGCGAACUCCUCUUGGAGCUAGCUCCGACAGCCGAGAGACAAUCUUGCUUGAUGGGGAAGCUGAUUGGCACAUCUCCGAGGAAGCUGGGGAAAAGUUGGUGGCGCUCAAGUUGGGAUGACCUAGCCCUUGGGACUGGCGUUUUGGAAGCUGAUAUCCCAUGGCUUUGUGGCGCUGACGGGAUGUUUGACAUGAAGCGCUCCGUAUUUUGCAAGGGAGGGAGAGAGAGAGGGCAUCCGGCUUUGGCAGGCAUUAUGCGGACUCAGCGGCGGAAAUACUACUCGAAACAUGAUCCUUGCGUGGUGGUAAGAGAGACGGCGCUUACAUACUUGUAACGCAACGUCAAUGACAUGUCUGGCCGUGAGCGGGUUGGAACUGAAAUCAGCAUUUGGGCUAGGACACCAAUGCUGCUUGCUCGGAAUGAUCCAGAGGUAAAGACAUUUUAUGUCCGCCUCUCCGCCCUCGCCCGUUACACCGAUCACGCGGGCAUUGUAAACUUUUGGGGGCUUCUUAGAUGAGGUCGGCAAG
This is a messenger RNA of Trichoderma harzianum CBS 226.95, 1122 nucleotides long. RefSeq lists its product as hypothetical. The record is from RefSeq and is a predicted model, not a curated record. Lineage: Eukaryota; Fungi; Ascomycota; Sordariomycetes; Hypocreales; Hypocreaceae. The coding region runs from base 336 to 929 and encodes 197 amino acids. The transcript has a single exon.